Meira miltonrushii is the source of this 2422-nucleotide messenger RNA. RefSeq lists its product as uncharacterized. NCBI's taxonomy places the organism in Eukaryota, Fungi, Basidiomycota, Exobasidiomycetes, Exobasidiales, Brachybasidiaceae. The transcript has a single exon. The record is from RefSeq and is a predicted model, not a curated record. The coding region runs from base 33 to 2264 and encodes 743 amino acids.
AGGGGAACCAUUAAAUCCAAAAAGGGCUCUCAAUGGUCGCACAAUGGGGCUCAGAUCAGCAUUCCAACGAUGAAGCUUACAGGAGUACGGUAGAAGGCACCAGCGCACUAAGCAGCAUGGUAAUUGGGGCAUCUUCUAGUACGCCCUCCUCUCAACCCUCGAGAUUGGAGCAUCUCCCUCGUCUGAGACGUCAAGAACGAGAAAAUGCUUCAGACGAAUCGAAAAAGCCCAGCAUGUCUGAAAAGCUGAAUCGCAUGCGAAUCGAGGAUAGGAGGAGAGCUCGAAAUCUGGAAGCCCGUCAAAGGUCUGGGAACCAGGUGCAGAGCCAGAAUGGCUCUUCAUCAUCGUCUAUGAGAGCGAAUGCUCCAUCGUUCCAGCCAAGCCUUGCCCAGAACAGUGCUUUUGCAUCGGCAUCUGCAAGAGCGGGAACGUCUUAUCUAGCUGCAACACAGUUAUCGCAACAAGAUAGUGUGGAGGCAAGACGUAUGAACGAGCUUCGACGAAAGUUUGCUGGACCAGUGCCACCGUCCAGCUGGACGCAGAAUGGGAACGAUGAUGGAGAAGGGCAGUCAGGUAUGGUAGAUGAGUCAAUCAUAGAACGCAAACUGAAUCGUAAGAGAGCACUCGCGGCAUCAAGAAUGUUCUUUUCUCAUUAUGAAAAUGGUCGCAAUUCAGAGUCAAGUGGCGAUAAGUACAGGCAUCAAAAGGACAUACUUUCUCUUACAGAUAUCACACUGAUUGCUAUCAUCACUGCGCUUAGCAAGAACAUUUGGACACCCUCUGAGCAAUUUCAGGAAAAGCUUCUUGCCCUUCCAGUCCACUUGAAGGAAAGGACGCUUGGAUUGGCAGGACGAUAUGCUCAGACUGAAGCGCUUGGUGAAGCAGCAUUGCGAGCAUUAUUCGGCAAGCGUGAAGGAUGUUUGUCAGAAGAAGCUGAGAGAGUUGAGGAAGAGGAUUCAUUUGAAGAAGGCGGCGAAAAUACCUUGGAUUCAUGGGACGUUGAAUCGGAACAAACGGAAUGGGAUACGACUACUACGCUCAGCACGAUCGAUCUUUCAUUUGCUUCUAUCAGUGCUAGAUCACUUAGAGAUCUCAUGCUGAGCCCAUCUAUAGAAGCCAACCAUAUACGAGCUCUUAGCCUAGCGGGAUGGGGCUACGGGGAAGAUGCAACACAGUCCUCUGCCGGAAAAAUGCGCAAAUGCCUACGUACGAGCACUACACUUAUCAAUAUGCUCGAUCAAAUGACAAAUUUAGAGAUGUUGAGUUUAGCCGCAACGAAGCUAUUGCCUGGGACUGAAGAUUGGUACAUCCCCAAAAAGAUUGAAGCCAAAGAUGGUUCAACAGAAGAAGCAUGUACAGGCUUGAGUCCAGAAAUUGCUUCUGAAGCAUUGGCCUUUCUUAAAAAGCUUGCCAGAAGAACGUCAAAUUUGAAAACUUUGGAUCUUUCUGCUUGUCAUUGGAUCAAUGGGGCUGUAUUAUCGAAUAUCGGGAUUUAUUCAACAAAUAUUCCUGUUCGUCGAUUGAUUUGGCCAAAGUUGCAAAAUCUUGUACUAACGGAUUGUCCGGCUUUCAACGAGAAUGUGAAACGCGGCGAUGACGAUGUUGAGGCUAAGCCAAAUCAAGGUACAUUCACUGGUCAAUGGCAUGCGGCACAUCAUGGUGUUGCACGGUUUACGAACAGUCCCUACUUUUUAUCACAUAAACCUGGUCUAGGCCGUUCUGUUCUAGCACAUGGGAUAGGUGCUUGGGAUUCAGUCAACGCAAACAGGAAUACGCAAUCGCUAGUAGGUCGUGAGGUAGUUGCUCUGGCACGUCAUAAUGGACACGUUCAACGCUCUCGUCAGCUGGAAGCAGCACGUAGAGGAGGAAUGCAAGGCUUAGAGAAUGAACGGAUGCGAUCUGCUUUUGAUGAUGAAAGUAUGACAGAUCUUGCUUCGUUGGCCGCGCAAUCAGAUGGUGCUGGUGUGCCAGGUAUGUUUACAGGUUUUGCAAUCUCUCAUGGCGUUGCUCCUUUCUCGGGCAGGCAGGCUGGAGAUUCAUCCUCCUCUUCUUCAUCUUCCUCUUGGUCCACGCCUCCUCGUUGUCCUGUCAGUGGAAAGAAAGUCGCAAGUCACGAAUGGGAGCGUGCUCGUGUUCUGGACGCAAUCCAUGGAAGAUGGGGAUCAGCGAUUGUGGGAACGCUUGAAGACGAAUUAGAAGAUGGUACCAGUCUUUCUAAUCACAAUUACAGUAGUAGAGGUCAAUUUAUCACAGUGUAUUUCUAAAUCAAACAAUCAUUGUAUUCACAACGAACAAUCAAUCAAUCGCCGGCAACGGAUAUCAUUUCAUAGAUGCAAAAUUAAUAGCAUACGUAUAUAGUAGGAAGAGCGGGGAACCGGAAAAGCACAUGUGCUUAAGAGAGUUUUUAAUUAGGGACAGGAUC